Messenger RNA from Electrophorus electricus (electric eel), 2442 nucleotides. It is a transcript of the gene eomesa, whose product is annotated as eomesodermin homolog a. NCBI's taxonomy places the organism in Eukaryota, Metazoa, Chordata, Actinopteri, Gymnotiformes, Gymnotidae. The record is from RefSeq and is a predicted model, not a curated record. Gene Ontology annotation, biological process: mesoderm formation; positive regulation of DNA-templated transcription; endodermal cell fate specification. Gene Ontology annotation, molecular function: RNA polymerase II cis-regulatory region sequence-specific DNA binding; DNA-binding transcription factor activity, RNA polymerase II-specific. Gene Ontology annotation, cellular component: nucleus; chromatin.
UAGAACUGUUCUUUCAGCAGCAGAUUAUAGCAGAAGCCGAGAAAAAUCCGGAGGUGUCGCUGAAAAGGUCAACCUUGGUUAGCGGCUAGGAGGCACACGCUCAAGUCUACAAGCGAGGCGCGUGUGCUGGUGUUGCGUCCUGGUGUGAUCUGCCUGUCAGUUCAUUUUUUUCUUUUCUUUUUCCCCCCCCAUCUCUUUUGAUUCUCACAUACUUAUCAAUAUUAAAGAAUGCAGUUAGAGAGCAUUCUCCCCAGCGCAUCUAUCAAUCUCCCCAAGACUUUUUACAACCUCUCCUCGUCAGAAAGCACGUCCAACAGCCCGGGGUCAACGCAGAUCGACUUUCAGGAGGUCGAGCAGGCGGAAUCCGCACAAAAUAGCGGCAACAAGAAAUAUCUAAGCAACGGGGGAAACGCGAUGAUGGGAGAGGGAGAGAGUGACAACUUUGCCGGGACUAAAAGCGCUCCAGACGUCAGAAAAACUUCCCCCGUUAUCGGCGACGACGACCUCUCCAGCAGCCGCCGUUACAAUAUCGACGAACUUGGCAGUGAUCGAUAUUUCAUCUCUUCGACACAACCGAGCUCCGACGUGACAAAUCCAUGUUCUCUCUUUCCAUACGGAGGACAGACCGGGACGGUGUAUAGUGCCUCUAACGGGUCCAGGUACUCGACCUCUCUUCAUUACGGUUCGGUUCUGCCGCCGACUGGUUUCUCGUCCGCUGUCUGUGCUGGCCGGAGCCAGUUUGCCCCCGGGUACCAGUUUGGACAGGGUCCGGGGUGUCUUUACCCCUCGUAUCCGGGGGCAGGAGCUGCUAUAGGCUCCAUGUCCAUGCCGGGGUCUGCUGCCGGCGCCAGGGCUCAGGUCUAUCUCUGUAAUCGACCGCUGUGGCUGAAGUUCCACCGCCAUCAGACGGAGAUGAUCAUCACCAAACAGGGCAGGCGAAUGUUUCCGUUCCUGAGUUUCAACAUAACCGGACUCAACCUCACCGCGCAUUAUAACGUGUUCGUGGAGAUCGUUCUCGCGGACCCGAACCACUGGCGAUUUCAAGGCGGAAAAUGGGUGACGUGCGGGAAAGCGGACAACAACAUGCAAGGCAACAAGAUGUAUGUACAUCCGGAAUCGCCGAAUACGGGCGCGCACUGGAUGCGACAAGAGAUAUCCUUCAGCAAGCUGAAACUCACAAACAACAAAGGCGCCAACAACAAUAAUACGCAGAUGAUCGUCCUGCAGUCUCUGCAUAAGUACCAGCCGAGGCUCCAUAUUGUCGAGGUGAGCGAGGACGGUGUGGAGGACAUGAGCAGUGAAGCCAAGACCCAGACCUUCACUUUCCCUGAAAACCAGUUCAUCGCGGUCACUGCCUACCAGAACACGGACAUUACACAGCUGAAGAUUGACCAUAACCCUUUUGCCAAGGGCUUCAGAGAUAAUUAUGAUUCGAUGUACACUGCUCCAGAGAGUGACAGACUGACCCCAUCCCCGACAGACUCCCCACGCUCACACCAGAUCGUGCCGGGUGCGCGUUAUGCCAUGCAGCCUUUCUUCCAGGACCAGUUCGUCAACAGCCUUCCGCAGAACCACCGUCUGUACGGGGGUGGCGAGCGUGCCGUGCCCCAGACCAAUGGGUUGCUCUCCCCUCAAGCCGACGACCCCGCCUCCGCCGCCUCUGCCCAGCGCUGGUUCGUCGGCCCCGUCCAGCAGGGCGGCGCCCCGGCCAAGCUGGACCUUUCGUACGACAGCGACUACUCGGCCUCAGGCCUGCUGCCCUACGGCAUCAAACCGCUGCCCCUGCAGAGCCCCCACGCGCUGGGCUACUACCCCGACUCAGCAGCCUUUGCCUCCAUGGCCGCGGCGGGCUGGGGUGGUGGCCGCGGCUCUUACCAGAGGAAGAUGGCCACGGGCCUGCCCUGGUCGCCCAGGCCCAGUCCUCCCGCCUUCCCCGAUGACCCCCUGGCUCCCAAGGACAAGCUGCAGGAAGAGGGCUCGACGGGCGCAGCGGGCACCAGCGGCGCCUGGGCCCUGGAUACGCCACCUGGGCUGAAGCCUGUGGAGGCGGGCGACACUGCGGCCUACUCCAUCACCUGCAAGAGACGCCGUCUGUCUCCCGGAGGCUCCAGCACGGACGCCUCCCCCACUAUAAAAUGCGAGGACCUGAGUGCAGAGGAUUAUGGGAAAGAGCAGCACAAAGGCCUGGGCUACUAUGCCUUCUACACCAGCCCCUAAACUAACCUUCUGCUGAGACUCGCGCGCUCUCUUGCCCUCUCUCUUGAGCCCUUCUUUAUGUUAAAGUGCUUUGUCCAGAUUGAGUUUUUAAAAAAAAAAAAAAUUUUAUUUAAAAUGUUUUUUAACUGCAGGUGCCAAAGCCUUGUGCUCCUCUGGUGUUUCUUCAUUUUUGCUGAUUUGUGAAAGAUGGUGGAAUUGGGGGUUUUCUUUUAUCUUUUUAAAGCA